UUUUCCCUCCUAUAAAUAAUAAUCACCGGUCGACCUCCUUACAUCUCAAGAGACAAGAGAACUUUCGAUAUCAUAGUGUCACAAUAUUAGAUCAAUCGUCAAAAGCUUCAGCCAUGUCGAUCAUUCCAAGCUUCUUUACAGGCAGAAGGAGCAACGUAUUCGAUCCCUUCUCCCUCGACAUCUGGGACCCUUUCCAGGGCCUUUCCAGUGCUCUCAGCAACCUUCCCGAAUCAUCACGUGAAACAGCAGCAAUCGCCAAUACCAGAAUCGACUGGAAGGAGACGCCGGAGGCCCACAUUUUCAAAGCGGACUUGCCUGGGCUGAAGAAAGAGGAGGUGAAGGUGGAGGUUGAAGAAGGAAGGGUGUUGCAGAUCAGCGGAGAGAGGAGCAGGGAACAUGAAGAGAAGAACGACAAGUGGCAUAGGGUUGAGAGGAGCUCCGGGAAGUUCUUGAGGAGGUUCAGGCUGCCGGAAAGUGCAAAACUGGAAGAGGUGAAAGCUAGCAUGGAGAACGGCGUGCUGACAGUGACCGUGCCCAAGGCGGAAGAGAAGAAGCCGGAAGUGAAAUCCAUUGACAUUAGUGGUUAAGGAUUUACAGAGCUGCUAAUAUAUUAUGAGUAUUAAGUGUGUUUAAUAAUUGCAUAAGUUAAGAAAUUGUGUUGUAGAAUUGUUGUCCUCGUUUAAUUAAGAUGAUGUGAUCUGAUUUCUAUACGAUAAUGUUGUAUUGACUUGUUUGCUCUAA
Molecule: messenger RNA, 741 nt
Organism: Lactuca sativa (garden lettuce)
Lineage: Eukaryota; Viridiplantae; Streptophyta; Magnoliopsida; Asterales; Asteraceae
Product: 17.8 kDa class I heat shock protein
Source: RefSeq, a predicted model, not a curated record